ACGUGAACGCUCCCACAGGAGCACAUCCAUCCAUCCAUCCGUCUCCUCCAACUAUAAUGUGUAGUCCUGGAGCCAGAGGAAAAGUUUAGGGGAGAGGAAUUUAGGGGCAGUUACUGGCCAGCGGGGCUUUAAGCGACUUCAAAGGGAGGACAGAGAAAACCUAACUUACUUUAAGAUCGUCAUGUUUUUCUCCUAAUGUUGGCGUUGCGGCUCGCCUCUUGCACGUAUAAACCUCAUUUAGUAAGUUUGGGACACUUCUAAGGAGCAAUGGCUGACCAGCUGAGUUUCUUGAAUCACUCGGAUCAGGGCUCCAGCAGCGAGCGAGGCGACGAUUCGCCGUCUGCCGUGUCUGAGGAUGAUUCGAGCGGCCACUGCGGCCACAUCUCGCCGCCUGACCCUGACUGGACCGAGGAGAGGUUUCGAGUGGACCGCAAGAAGCUGGAAACUAUGUUACUCGCUGCUAGCGAGGGGAGGAUAAAUGGAGGAGAGGAUUUUUUUCAAAAGGUAAUGGAUGAAACCAACACUCAGAUCGCCUGGCCAUCCAAACUGAAGAUCGGAGCCAAGUCCAAAAAAGAUCCACAUAUCAAAGUAAGCGGCAAAAGGGAAGAUGUGCGAGAGGCAAAGGAGAAAAUAAUGUCCGUUCUUGACACAAAGAGUAAUCGCGUGACUCUGAAGAUGGAUGUAUCGCACACGGAGCACUCUCACGUGAUCGGGAAAGGAGGAAAUAACAUCAAACGAGUGAUGGAUGAGACGGGCUGCCACAUACAUUUCCCAGACUCCAACAGACACAGUCAAGGGGAGAAAAGCAACCAGGUGUCGAUAGCGGGGCAGCCGGCUGGCGUAGAGGCGGCGAGAGUUAAAAUACGAGAGUUAUUGCCGUUGGUACUGAUGUUUGAAUGUAGUGGGGUGGUGAAGCACGUGGACUGUAGCUCACCUGUAGUUCAACAUAUAUCCCACACUUACAACGUCUCAAUCUCCUUUAAACCACCCUCCUGUCUCUAUGGCAACACCGCCAUUGUCCGCGGCAACCAGAACAAUGCCAAUGGUGUUAAGCGUGGUACGGCUUUGUUAUUGGAGCACCUUGCCGGGUCUUUGGCCAGCUCGGUGCUGGUUAGCACACACCUGGACAUCGCACCCCAGCACCACCUCUUCCUUCUGGGCCGCAAUGGGGCAAACAUCAAGCUCAUCUCCCAGCGCACGGGAGCCCACAUACAUUUCCCCGAGCUCAACGGGCACUCGCAUUCUCCCACACAAACUAGCCGCUCAACUGUCUACAUACAGGGAAACAUUGACGCCGUGUGUACGGCUAGACAGCAGCUGAUGGGCUGUCUGCCGUUGGUGCUGAUGUUUGACAUUAAGGAAGAGAUGGAGGUGGCGUGUCAGGUCAUCACUACGCUAAUGGAGCAGCUAGACGUCUUUAUCAAUAUUAAACCUAAACCCAAACAACCCAGCAAGUCUGUUAUAGUGAAGAGCGUCGAACGGAAUGCUGGGAAUAUGUAUGAAGUACGUAGGAUCCUCUUGGGUCUGGAGUCAAGCUGCAUCGCCUCUGCUAUAAAUAAUGUUGCUGUUAAUGGACAUAACCCUGCCUCCCCUCCUCUGAUUGGCUCUGUUGGACUGGACACUCUAGCUUCAGCUGGACUGAGGCUAAGCACUCUGGCUGGUCUUCUAAGCUCAUCGGUCAGCCCCAUUUCUAAUGGUUCUCCCAGUCCAAACUGUGUUCUUAAUGGACACGGCUCAGCUUUAAACAUCCAGAGUGGCUCAGUGAACAACUCGCAGCACAUUCAUAUGGCUCACACACAUUCACACACUCCCAGUCACACAGCUUCCCUUUGGGCCAGUGCUCUCACUUCAACCGGUAACACAGGAGGGUUUUCCUCAGACCUGAUAUUGCAGUCUGUGUCUCAGUCGACUCUCAGCGGCCUUCUGCUCUCUGGAGUCCAGAGUCAAACACACAGUCACACUCCAUCCCCUCCACCUGGACUCGCACACAUACACAAACCAGCCAAUGGCGAACAUCUCAAUGGACACCUUGGUAGUUCUGUGUACAGUCGAAUGUCCUCUGUAUCGCUGAACCCCGCCCACUGUGACACGGGCCAGGAAGUUAUUGGACACACCCAAUCAGAAUCCAUGUCUACUAAAUCAACAGAUGAAGGCUCAGACACGUUUGUUGAAGUGGGCAUGCCCAGAAGCCCGUCUCAUUCAGCCAAUGGGAUUGAGCUAAAGCAGAUGCUGGCCUCUUGCACAACAUCGUCAGGGAAACGACAAACAGUGGAACUUCUCCAGAGAACCAAGAACUCACUUCUGCACGUGGAGUGUGUGUUAGCAGAUUCAGAUUGCGAGAACACGAUGGCUGAUAAAAGAGCACCAGGAAGUGAGAGAGCUGCCGAAAGAAGACUCGCCCCUCAUAUACAGGCUUUUGACUAUGAAAAAAAGAAGCUUCUGGCCACUAAAGCCAUGUUAAAGAAGCCAGUUGUGACUGAGAUUCGGACCCCCACGGAUACCUGGAGCGGCUUGGGCUUCUCCAAAUCAAUGCCAGCCGAGGGCAUGAAAGAGCUGCGCAGGGCAAACCAUGUGCCAUACAAGCCCAGCAUGAGCACAACAUAUGAGGAUUCUCAUCUGUCUGUGUCAAACUCUGGGAGUAAGGAAAGUUUGUGCAACGGCACAGAUUCCGACAGCUGGGGGGAUCGCAAUGGAAACGCUAACAUCAAUGGAAACAGACUUUCCGGAAACUCCGAAUUUUCACCUGCUGUCAGCAGCCCAAAUAGAACGAAGAACAAAUCUAGUGAGCAGUAUCUGAGCAGCAGAAAUUACAUGGACAGUAUUUCUCUGUCGGGCAGUAAUGGCUGCUCCCUCAGUUCCUCCCUUAAAGGAACAGAACUCCCUGAGCUUUUCAGCAAGCUCGGCCUAGGCAAAUACACGGACAUCUUCCAACAGCAGGAGAUUGACCUGCAAAUGUUUGUCACACUGACGGAUCAAGAUCUAAAGGAGCUGGGAAUCACGACAUUCGGCGCUCGCAGGAAAAUGUUGCUGGCGAUCUCAGAGUUGAGUAAGAGCCGGAGGAAGCUCUUUGACACGCCCAACAUUCGCUCCUCUUUCCUAGAAGGCGGAGCCAGCGGUCGCCUGUCGCGCCAGUUCCACGCAGACAUGGCCAGUGUCAGCGGUCGCUGGUGAUGUCUCACAGGUGCCAUGAGCUUCAACCAUGAGUUCAACCAGCCAUCCAUUAACCCAAACUUGGAACCGUGGACCACAAACCACUUGAACUUCUUUUUACCGGACUACGGUUGCUAUAUAGCUGAAAUGGGAUCCAAGGGAAAUUAGUCAAUAUCGAGAACGUGUCAUAGAUGUCGUCUCGCAUUUACUUUCGGUCAACAGGCAAAAGGCAGAGAUAAAAAACUAACCGUACUGUUUGCAUGCACUUCAGUAUUGGUGUCUAGCACUUUAAUCUGUAAACUCUGCUGUUUUUGCCUGUGUGUUGUUUGCAUCUCUUUUUUUUUGUAACUUCAGUGUAUCCAGUGCCAAAGUCAAAUACAUGCACUUAUUUAGCGUGUCACACACAAAGAUCAUUGCUGUGUUGAAUUUUUAAAGACAUUUUAUUUUAUAGUUGUAUUAUGUUUUCAUAUUUUAUGUUAAUCUUUUUAAGAGGCAUUAUCAGUUUACAUUUAUUUUCUUUUGUUCAUUUGGUACAGCUUUUCAGUUAUUGUUUGUUGUUUAGAUUGUGGUCUACUCAACCAGAAGUCCUUGUAGUCAUCUCAAACAGAUGUCAGUCAGAGCGGUUUUUUUGUGUGUAGAUGAAGUCUGCUUUUCGUGAAGAAUGAAGAACAGCAGUGAAUCAUAAAAUUCCAGUUGGUUGUUUAAGAAAUUUUUGUUCAUCAGUUGAAUUUAGGUUUUAUGUGUAGCACAUCAAAUUUAAGAUGCAUUAGGUACUAGACCUAAACUUUUAUCAGGUCUAAAUUCUGAAAUUUGUCUCUUGUCAUAUGCCAAGUGUAUUGUGUCCUUGUUUUUCACUAAUAAGCCGUACUUCAUUUCUUCUUGACCAGAAGUUACUAUUUUGCAUCUGCUUAGACUUUCUUUUCAGACCAGAUUGUAACUAUCGUCAGUGGAUGUAUUCAGAGUAAUCAUUGUUAUGCAGCCUUUGGUUUGUUUUCAUUAUGAAGUUUGUAGUACAUGCAGUACAAGCUACAAAAAAGAUGGUAAAAUACAUAGAAAGGGCUUUUCCAACCUAUCUAUUGCUAAAUACUUUUAUCAUUUGCAACCAUGGUAAUCUCUCCCUUUAGUUUUUUUAUGAAAGGAAAAAUACUGACAGUCUCUGAAGUAUUGCACAACAGAUUGUGGUAUUCUUGUAUUUGCUCAGUGAUAUUAAUAAUGUUUAAUUGUUGCUCAUUAAGUCCAGAGUGAAAAACGUGUUAAUGCGAGAAAUAUGGACAUGUAGAGAUUAUAUUCCUCACUAUAGUGGAACCAAUGUAUAGGUUACAUUUAGUACAGAGCAGGGAUUCCUCUGAGGUUUUGUAGUCGAGAAUUGUGUUUGUUCUUUUCUUCUGCGUGUAAGAAAUCAUGCCUGUUCAUGUAGUUAUUUCCUGCUUUUACCUGAAAUAACUUCACUGUUUCUUUCGAGGGAACAACUGCUUUGUUCUGUUGUUCUGUUAAUUGUGCCUUCCUCCUGGAGCAGUGUUUUUCCAUAUGUGACACUGGUAUUUGUACCACAUUGAAAUCUUUGACAAAGGGAACAGAGUUAAUGUUUUUGCCUUUUACGAAUGUUCAAUAAGUCCAAACCGGUGUCUUUAAAACGGACAGAAGCCAUUUGUAGAACCUCUCUUUGAUAGUUGAUGUUGUCAGUUAGUGUUGUUUCCUCUCUGAAAGAACAGAAAAGGGAAUUUAAAAACAUGGAAGAACAAAUAUUUGAAAUGUUUGCCACAUUUGUGGCUUUGUUCCGGAAAAUAAAAGUGUAUGCAACCUAAA
This is a messenger RNA of Triplophysa rosa, 4956 nucleotides long. RefSeq names its product BicC family RNA binding protein 1a (gene bicc1a). The record is from RefSeq and is a predicted model, not a curated record. Lineage: Eukaryota; Metazoa; Chordata; Actinopteri; Cypriniformes; Nemacheilidae. Gene Ontology annotation, molecular function: RNA binding; protein binding. Gene Ontology annotation, cellular component: cytoplasm. The transcript is spliced from 21 exons. Bases 268 to 3171 code for a protein of 967 amino acids.